AUUCAAACAAAACCUUGCAUAGGCUGGUGCUGGAAAUAGCACAACUGCACAAGUCCUCAUGGGCUCAGGAGAAGGUGAGGAAGAAGAAGGCGCUGGCACCUACUUGGCUGCAAAAGGGCUUGCAGCCUCUCGGAAAAGCAAUGCCGUUUGCCUUUGGUGGUGGCAAUAUUGCUGAUGACAAGGGGCAAAGUUCCUGUUGGCAAAUGCAACAAGGGGCAUGGGCUUGAUCGGAUUUAGCGGCUACGGAAUGCUGGAGAGGCCAAGCACAUUUUGUGACUUGUGCCUGCCAGACGGUCUGGGCGCGUGAAUUGCUGUGCCAUGCAUUUACAGACUGGUUGGGCGGUCUUAAAGCGCCUGCAUAACUGCAGAGCAAGGACUGCAAAUGUAUGGAUGUGGCAAGGCCACAUAACACUCUCUGGCUGUCGAGAUGUCGUGGCCCAAGCUCUAUUGGGUUUGCUGCUGUGAUGAAGGAGACCGGCAUCAAUGGUUACCUGGGGUUUAUAUCUCUAAGCGCCACCAAGCUACCCGCAAUUUUCAACUGGAAGGUGACCAGAGUGGCCGCCAUCGAGGAGAGCUUACUCAAUCCCUGCAUGCCUGGCUGAUCAUCGACUGAGAGUCCAAUGGACCAAAGUAGGUCUUCAAUCAACGAUGCACUUUGGCAGGGUUCUUUGGUCUUUGAAGCAUCUGAGCAGCACUUUAGAUGCAAGCCUCCUACCCUAGUUUCUAGCGCCUGGCAGAUUGCUCUGUGUAGUUGCGUGCCGCUUCUCGAUGGAUGCGCAAGAUCUUAAAGCAAAGUUGCAUCGUUAUUUCUCGGCAGCUGCAUGUAACCGUAGCAGUACUCAUCUUGUAUAUGAGUCGCUGCUUGAACAGCAGAAUCAAUGCGUCACUCCUUCAAAGGCAAACGCUGAUACUGCAAGUGACCUCACAAGAUGAAGUGAGGGCACUUUGUCAUGACGUACAGUCUCGGCGCUGUAGCAUGUCGAUUCCGAGCUCAUGCAAUGGUUCGAGGCUACAUGUAGACACGACAGCCAUGUGUGGCGGUUUGCCCGAUUGCUCCUUAGCGGUGACAACCACAAGGGGGGCGACACAUGAUUCCGACUACAACAAGAACUGCGGCCUACAUUACCCCUAGUCUCCAUUAGCAUAAUUAGAGCUGUGUAGCUGGGACAACAAUUCACUUUUUAGCCUCAUUUUGGUAUCAUCGAACGGUGGUCCGAUCGUGAUAUGUAGGCCUCUACAUCAACCGUCGAUUUGGCUUCAAUUCGGAAUUACCUAAAUCUGGGGUUCACGAAAUAUAGCUAAACCGACCCGAGUUCGAUACUCAGUGUUAACCAUAUAAAACGGUACUUUAUUGGUUAAUACAAUGCUUGCCUCAUAGCUAGUCCGAUCUAGUAUGCGGUUAGUUAAGGGUUAUCAACAUCCAUACAACACACAUUGCUUGUACUUACCCGGUUGUAUGCUAGCACUCUUAGAACGCCUUUGCUACAAGAGAGCUUUCAACCAAGUCUUAGGUAUCUACUUGCAAGUGACCUUGAAGGAGAGGAAGGAGCCGCUUCUUUUGGAAGGGCUGCCCAUUGAAGUAAAGGUAUUGUCUCCGGUG
Molecule: messenger RNA, 1600 nt
Organism: Klebsormidium nitens
Lineage: Eukaryota; Viridiplantae; Streptophyta; Klebsormidiophyceae; Klebsormidiales; Klebsormidiaceae
Source: the annotation of a GenBank genome assembly